Molecule: messenger RNA, 1782 nt
Organism: Equus quagga
Lineage: Eukaryota; Metazoa; Chordata; Mammalia; Perissodactyla; Equidae
Gene: H1-1
Product: H1.1 linker histone, cluster member
Exons: 1
Coding region: 37-690 (217 amino acids)
Biological process (GO): nucleosome assembly
Cellular component (GO): nucleosome
Molecular function (GO): structural constituent of chromatin; DNA binding
Source: RefSeq, a predicted model, not a curated record
UGCUGGUGGCUUGCUGGGUCUUUUCCUGGUCUCGCCAUGUCUGAGGUUGCGCCGCCCGUUCCGGCUGCUGUUGCUCCUCCCGAGAAACCUUCAGCGGGCAAGAAAGCGAAGAAGCCUGUGAAGGCUCCCGGUGCUGCCAAGAAAAAGCCUUCGGGUCCUUCUGUGUCAGAGCUGAUUGUGCAGACCGUUUCCUCCUCUAAGGAGCGCAGCGGCGUGUCCCUAGCAGCGCUUAAGAAGUCGCUGGCGGCUGCUGGCUACGAUGUGGAGAAGAACAACAGCCGCAUCAAGCUGGGCCUCAAGAGCCUGGUGAGCAGAGGUACCCUGCUGCAGACCAAGGGCACCGGCGCCUCAGGCUCUUUCAAGCUCAACAAGAAAGCGGCCUCUGGAGAGGUUAAGCCCAGCAUCGCAAAGGUGCCAGCGAAAACCAGAGUAACGAGUGCUGCUAAGAAGCCCAGGAAGGCCACGGGAGCUGCUGCUAAAAAAGGUGUCAAGACCCCGAAAAAAGCCAAGAAGCCUGUGGUGACAAAGAAGUCUUCUAAGAGUCCCAAGAAGCCCAAGGUCGUGAAGGCUAAGAAAGUAGUUAAGAGCCCUGCCAAAGCUAAGGCUGUGAAACCCAAAGCGGCCAAGGCAAAGGUGACGAAGCCAAAGACGGCCUCUAAACCCAAGAAGGCAGCCCCCAAGAAAAAGUAAAAGUUCCGGUUGGAAGUUUCUUCCAGUAACCCAACGGCUCUUUUAAGAGCCACCAACAUAUUUCAGGGAAAGAGCUUUAUUACGCAGGUCUGGGUCAUUGUAAAUUGAAGCUCAAGUCUCAUACAAGUGCAGGUUCUUCCCUAAGUUACUACUCCACGCUUUACGUCAGAACCACUUUUGAUGUUUAGUAGGUUCUCACUGGGGUCCCAAACUCAGAGUUCUUGACAAUUCUAGGUGGCUUCAAAGGCAGCCAAGUUGGGGAGCCGCUUUCGUAGACCUAUGUUUUACCUGGAGUCUACAACUGUACCUGGGCAGGUUUUCUGGGCUUGCCCUGAAAUCUCACACUGCAAACUAAGUUAUCAGUGGCAACCAGCUUGAGCUGAGAUUCAACGCGUGCCCCAGCCGAAACUGAGUGGCCGUGAGAAAUGCUUUUGGGUGAUCAGUGAAACCUAUGGCUUAACCACGCCCCCUGCAAAUCUGGCGGGCAAGUUUUCCUUGGGAAUGGCGGUGAUUCACUCCAGAUUAUUGUCCUCGAGAGCCCCACCAGGUAGGCUUAGCACGUCUCCUUCAGCGCGGUCAUGGCCCAGCUCUGACGGUGCAGGUCGCUCUUGCCUGCGCGGCGCCUUACCCUGGGUUGAUUUGUGGGCUGUUCUCUAGUUUCUGGCCAAGGUCAGGACAAAGGAACUUGGUUGCAAUGGAGUAUUAGCGCUAAAGCCCGAAAGCAUUUACCCGGUGUCUCUGUUUAUAGGACUAGAACUGCCUUGAUUGGAUAAUAUUUGAAAAUCCCACUCUGUACGUAACUAGAUCGUAUUUCAUCUCGUGCAAGGUUUUCAGCGCUGGCGGCCCUACAUCACGCUAAGUCCUUGGGGACACUUUCGCAGAACUGCCCCUUUAAGCUUUUGAAAUUUUAAUUCGGGGUUUCAGAUUCUGAUAACGUUUUUUUAAUCAUCCGAAUAUAUGAAGAACCAGCUUUACUUACUUUUACUUAACGCAGCUUAAUUCGUUGUAAAACUGUAUUUUUACACAUGCGCAUCAAAUUCUUUAAUAACUAAUUGUUCUAUUUUUUAAUGAUAUUUCCUUUUUUCCGUUGGU